Messenger RNA from Cuscuta epithymum, 1975 nucleotides. The record is from the annotation of a GenBank genome assembly. Lineage: Eukaryota; Viridiplantae; Streptophyta; Magnoliopsida; Solanales; Convolvulaceae.
AUCACAAAAGCAUCGGCCAUUUUUCUUCCAUAAUCAGCUAAGUAUUCGCAAUUCAAAGCCAUAAAAAAUCAUUUGUUCAUUAUAUUCGAUCCUUGGGCUCUUGAAAUGACAAGUUCGGGUAUGAAUUGCGAGAAGGAUAUCGUCCGGCCUGUGGUCAACUUCUCCCCUAGUUUAUGGGGUGACUGCUUCUACUCUUACUCCAUUGACAAUAAGGUUGGGGAAGCAUAUGCAAAAGAGAUUGAGAGUUUGAAGAAGCAAACAAGAGAAAUGUUGCUUGGUUUAAGAGACGAAAAGGUGAUUGAGAAACUAAAACUUAUCGACUUACUAGAACGACUUGGUGUAGCAUACCAUUUUGAGAAAGAGAUUGAAGAACAACUCGACCAUAUUUUCUUAUCGUAUGAUCCCCAACACUCUUACGAUGAUUUGGAAAUGGCUUCUCUUCAAUUUCGCUUAUUGAGGCAACAUGGUUUCAAGAUAUCUUCAGAUAUAUUCAACAAUUUUGUUGAUAGCAGCGGAAAAUUCAAAGACACCUCUGAUGUCAAUGGUCUAUUGAGUUUAUAUGAAGCUUCAUUUGCAAGCACACAUGGUGAUGAUGUUUGUGAUGAUGCUCUCGCCUUUGCCACGACUCGUCUUAAAUUUGAAGUUCCGCAUUUGAAAUCCAACACCACUUUGGAGAAGCUUGUGUUACAUGCCCUUGAACAACCAUUGCACACCGGCAUGCCCAGAAUUGAAACACGUUUUUUUAUUUCAGUAUAUGCACAAGAAGAGGACCGAUUUAGGAAUGACGUGCUCCUUCGCUUUGCCAAGUUAGAUUUUAAUUUGUUGCAGAUGUUGCACAAACAAGAACUUAGUGAAGUGUCAAGGUGGUGGAAAGAGCUUGACUUUAUGACAACGCUUCCUUAUGCAAGAGACCGAGCAGUUGAAUGUUAUUUUUGGGCACUUGGAGUGUACUUUGAGCCUCAAUAUUCUAAGGCCCGAGUUAUGCUUGCUAAGAAUAUUUUAAUUGUUUCAAUUCUAGAUGAUACUUAUGAUGCUUAUGGUACCAUAGAAGAACUCGCUGUCUACACAGAUGCUAUAUGCAAGUGGGAUAGUAGUGAAAUAGACCGACUUCCAAGUUAUAUGAAGUUAAGUUACAAAGCGUUAUUAGACCUUUUUGAAAAGGAUGUCAUUGAGCUCUCUAAGGAUGAAAAAACUUAUGCGGUUAAUCACGCGAUGGAAAGAAUGAAGGAGCUUGUGAAAUGUUACUUUAUUGAAGCAAAUUGGUUCAUUGAAGGACAUAAGCCUGCAUUUGCCGAAUACUUGAGAAAUGCGUUCGUUAGUUGCACUUAUUAUUUGCUUGCCACAAUUUCAUGCUAUGGUGUGAAGUUGGCUGAUGAAAAGGUAUUUGAAUGGCUUAGCAAAAAUCCAAAAAUUCUUGAGGCAAGCGUAACUUUGUGCAGGAUUAUCGACGAUAUAGCUACCUUUGAUGUUGAGAAAGAGAGAGGACAAGUUACAACAGGUAUCGAAUGUUACAUGAGUGAAUAUCAUGUAUCUCUCGAAGAGGCAAAAGAGACAUUCCAAAAGAUGGCCAAACUUGCAUUGAAAGAUUUGAAUGAAGGAAUUCUUAAGCCAACACCCGUUUCAGGAGAUAUUCUCUGGCGCAUUGUGAACCUUGCUCGAAUUGUCUUUGUUACGUACCAGCACAACCAAGACGGAUAUACGCAUCCAGAAAAAGUCUUGAAACCUCAUAUCACAGCAUUGCUCAUUGAUUCAGUUCCACUCUAAUAAAUUACGGAGUAAUUGUUAUAUCUAUGAGUUCAACUGUAAUGUUGGGGUGCCUCCGUGCAGUGCCCGCAUUUUACAAAUUCGUUUUUUUUUAAUUCAGUUAUGUGUAUGUAUGUGGAAUCUUGCAUUCUACUUUAUAAAAUGGUAGAACUCGUUCUUCUUGAUCCAUGUAAGUCUAAUAAAAUUCAAGUAACAUGUGUUUCAUAUUUAA